Molecule: messenger RNA, 471 nt
Organism: Lathyrus oleraceus (garden pea)
Lineage: Eukaryota; Viridiplantae; Streptophyta; Magnoliopsida; Fabales; Fabaceae
Exons: 1
Coding region: 1-471 (156 amino acids)
Source: RefSeq, a predicted model, not a curated record
AUGGGUGCAACACACUCAUUCGUAUCUACUAAGCGUGUGAAAAAAUUGAAUUUGAAAGUGUCUGUUAUGAAUGGUACCAUGGUCAUUGAUACCCCAACUAAUGUUUCAGUGACUAAUUCGUUGUUGUGUGUGAAUUUUCCUUUGACAAUUUACAGUAGAGUUUUUGGGAUUGACUUAGUAUGUUUGCCUAUAAGUAAACUCAAUGUCAUUUUGGGAAUGAAUCGGUUGAAGUUCAACCAUGUUCAUAUCAAUUUCUUCGACAAGACUGUGAUGUUCCCUGAGAUUGGAGAAAGUGGAGAGCUGGUGUUUAUAUAUGCUAAUAAAGUAGAAGAAUUCUUGAAGGAUGAGGCUCGGGUGUUUGUGAUGUUUUCUUUUUUGAGAAUCGACAAUGAAGCUGUAAUUGUGGAGCUUCUAGUUGUAUGUAAUUCUUUAAAGGUAUUUCCAUACGAUAUUAGUGAAUUGCCGCCAUAG